Messenger RNA from Artibeus jamaicensis (Jamaican fruit-eating bat), 726 nucleotides. RefSeq names its product translation initiation factor IF-2-like. The record is from RefSeq and is a predicted model, not a curated record. NCBI's taxonomy places the organism in Eukaryota, Metazoa, Chordata, Mammalia, Chiroptera, Phyllostomidae. The transcript has a single exon. The coding region runs from base 1 to 726 and encodes 241 amino acids.
AUGUGUAACAGAAUUGUGGACGCGGUGGGGCCACACAGCAGUGAAACACGCACAGCCCGCACGCACUCGGGCUCCCUGAUCGGCGCCCGGCGCCUCCAGCUCCACUUGCUCCUCCUCCCGCGGAGCCGCUUUCCUCCCAGCGCUGGGCUGUCACCUUCCGCAGCAGGACCCUCUAGUCCCGGCGCUGCCCUCGUGUGCCCCCGGGCUUUUCCCCUCCCGGUUACUUCCGGGCCCUCCCGCUGGUGCCCUCCGGGGCGGGGGGGCGCUUUCGCCUGGAUUUCGGACCCCAGGGCACCGCCCCACCCUCUUCCUCUCUCACCGCCAAGGGGGCAGUCCGUGUCUUACCCCUCAGGCGCCCCGGCACCUCUGCCCAACAGCAGCCUCUCCCGGGUGCGGACACCUCUCGGGCCCCCCCAAAGAAGCGGCCAAAGAAGAAGGUGCGGGCCAGCCCCGUGGGGAAGCUGCCUGGCCGCUCCCACCGGUACCAGCAGCACCUGCCGCCUGGAGAGCGGGCGGGGCUCAACCGGCGGGGCAGAGGGAGCGGAGCGCGGUGCCGGACCUCGGGGACCGGGCCGCAGCCUAGGCCCCGGGUCUUGCAGCACACCCGGAAUUGGGGAAGCGAGCCUUUUCCCUUGUCUGCUGCCUCCUGCGGCGCCUGGCAAGCCCUCGCUUAGAAAAGAGAAAAUGGAGAAAAUGUUCCUAGCUUGUCCUCUUGUGGACAACUGA